Messenger RNA from Fonsecaea nubica, 1125 nucleotides. RefSeq lists its product as hypothetical. Gene Ontology annotation, molecular function: oxidoreductase activity; zinc ion binding. The record is from RefSeq and is a predicted model, not a curated record. NCBI's taxonomy places the organism in Eukaryota, Fungi, Ascomycota, Eurotiomycetes, Chaetothyriales, Herpotrichiellaceae. The transcript is spliced from 3 exons. The coding region runs from base 1 to 1125 and encodes 374 amino acids.
AUGAUCACCGACGCCAUCGUGGUGUCUAAACCCGGGGCACCCUUCCAGUACCAACAGCUCGAGCUCCACGAUAACCUCCGGCCAGAUGAGGUUCUCGUCCGCAUCAAGGCCACCGGCGUAUGUCGCACAGACCUCAAUUUCUCAAAGGAGAAGACCAUGCCGGAGCUGUUUCCAGCCGUCCUGGGCCACGAGGGUGCAGGUGUCGUUGAGCGCACAGGAUCCAAUGUUACGAGAUUCGUGAAAGGGGAUCACGUCACGGUCGUCUUCAGCUCUUGUGGGGAGUGCAAGUACUGUCUGCGAAAGCAAACAUCGUACUGCGAUCUGUGGUUUCAGUACAACCUCGGAAUUGGACGGCUGGACGGAUCAAAAGUCUUUUCAAGCCUGAGUACUGGGAGACCCAUCACGAGUCAUUUCUUCGGACAGAGCAGCUUCGCAAGACACAUCCUGGUCUCUCAGAGUGGACUCGUGAAAGUUGACAGAGGCUUGUCCUUUGAGAUGGCCGCGGCUCUAGGUUGCGGAGUCAUGACGGGCGCUGGAGCAAUGUUGAACGUGCUCGAUCCAACUUCGGACCUGACAGUUGCGGUUGUAGGUGUCGGAGCCGUGGGCUUGUCCGCAAUCAUGGCAUUGAAGAUGCUCAAGACGCCGCCCAGGAAGAUCAUCGCCGUGGACAUCGUCCCUGCGAGGUUAGAGCUGGCUCGCUCAUUUGGCGCAACCCACGGCGUCAAUUCCCAAGUACGACCCGAGCUCAUGAAAGUCCUCUGGGAUAUCACAAACGGGCGAGGUGUGGACGGUGCAAUAGACACCACAGGAAAGCCCCAGGUGAUCCAGGAACUGGUGCACAGUGCUGCAAGAAAGGGGAAGGUGGUGACAGUGGGUGUCGAAGAUCUGUUGGCAGAACCGUCGUUGAACGUUUUCGAAAUGGUGAAUGCGGGCUGUACCUACAUUGGCUGCAAUCAGGGAGACUGCUAUCCUCCAGAGUUUCUACCUAGACUUUUGGCCGCACACUACGAAGGGCUGUUUCCCUAUGACCAACUCAUCAAGACAUAUAGCGCCAAGGAUAUCGAGAAGGCUGCCCGCGAUGUACUCAGUGGUGACACUGUCAAGGCGGUCUUGCUGUGGGACUGA